CACUAACCCUCCAUAGCUGUCAGCUGAUUGUCGAGUUGGGAGGAAAAGAAAACAUAGCCAUGGCGGCAGAGAUUCAUUCGAGGCCUCAAAGCUCAAAACCAGUUCUUUUAAAUAAGAUCGAAGGACACUCGGACGCGGUCAAUGCUGCAGUUUUGAUACCGAAAGAGGACGGAGUGAUCACGGUUAGCGAGGACAGGUAGGUUGGCUGACGCCCCAUUAGCUGUUAUCCAGACCAUGAUCUAGCUAUUAGCCAGAUAACGGUAGCUGGCUAGCUUGUUAGCCUGCUUACUAGGUUAUCGUUUGCCUGGGGACCAGGCGGUGCAUUUCUAAAUAAACCGUCUGGAACAUCAUGACAGUGUUUGAUUCUGGAAAUGGUACUCUCAGGUUCUCCACAAGCCGGAAUGUUGAAUACAAUUCUAUUUGAAUUUACUCUGCCGAUUGUCCGUGAUGAUGUUGGUCCUUCAGCUGCUCGAAAUUUUAGACAAAAUAUCCACAGGAAAGUAUCAUUUAGUCGACUUUUCAGAGCACCGGUACUGAAGUUUUAAAUUUCUAUCACCUGGUAGAUGCGCAAAACCAUGUAAACACCUGCAAGACCAUAGAGAUCAUAUUAAAUUACUAGAGGGGCUAGCUACAAAUAUUUGUAUAACUAACCCAGAGCCUAUCUUUCCAAUGGGAGCAAAUUUAAUCAUAGUGGACAGAACAAGUAAGGAGGUGGGCAGAGCCAAGCAGGAGCUAGUGAGAUCCUAUUGGCACGUUUUAGCCUUUAUUUGAAUAUUUCCGAUAGGGAAGGCCUACUUUGUGAAGUGCGCGUGUGUAAUAACUCAAUUCGCCCUUGCACUCCUUCUAAACAAAGCACAUUUUUUGAAUCUUUGGGAAAAGUCUACAAAAAGCAGUCCACUCUGUUUGCCACAGAUUCUAGUUUUGGAAACAGAAAACUGUAUGGAGAUUAAAUGUUUAAUUGAAUGUCGGGCAAAAUCCAUCUUGUUCCAUCUACUCCCACUGGGCUUCCACUCAUCACCAUAUUUGGUAGUGAGUGGAAACGUCAACCGGAUGCUUCACAUUUAUACAUCCGGUGAAAUAUAUGGCUCAUUGUUCUUUAUGUGCUAGCUAUGUCAUAAACCCUCAAAGUUCCAUAUAAGGGCAAAAAAGCCAUCUUCCUCUGGGAAAAAUCCAAAACCCGUCUAAUUGGAAUGAAUGACAUUAGAGGCAAAUAUUUGUAUAACUAAACCAAUAUAGACCACAGCCUGUCGUUUCAAAUUGGAACAAAUGAGCCAUAAUGGGCAGAACAAGGAAGGAGGUGGGCAGAGCCAAGCACGAGCUAGCGAGAUCGUAUUGGCGCGUUCUAGUUUACAUUUGCAUAUUUCCAUUGGGGAACGCCUACUCUGUGAAGUGCUCGUGUGCAAUAACUACAUUUGCCUUUGCACUCCUUCUAAACAACACAAUUUUUUGAAACUUUGGCAAAGGGUAAAGUCUACAAAACUUAGUCCACUCUGUUCAUAACAGAUUGUAGUUUUGGGAACAGAAAACUGUAUUGAAAACAAAUUGGCUCCCAAUGUAUAAAGAAGAUGGAGAACAAGCUAUGAAGGAAUACUGGAGUUUUGGUGCAGAUAGAGCCAUCUAGCGCAAAAUAAUAUUACGACGUUGUUAAAACUAUAUGAUAUAUUGUCAAAAAUACUAUCCCGAUAUGUAACUGUAUCGAUAAAAAAAAAAAAAAAAAAAAAAACAUAUUUAUUUUUUAUUUUAUUUUUUAUUACUACUACAUACCCAACGGUCACCAUUAUUUGAGACUUUAACUUAAGGGUAUGCACUGUGUGAAGCAAUUGACUAGUGAAUCAAUUGACAAGUGUUACUGCCACCUCCAACCCCAAUUGCAGUUGAACAUUGUUUUGUUUUCAGUCAUUUUGUACACCCCCUGACCCCUAACCACACAAAAGAGAUGUAGGCUAUUAACACCUUCCUCCAAAAAGUAAUGCAUAAAUGGUGAGGAAGAGAGGGUAGCAUGGGAACUGGCUCUAGAGCGGGAGGCCAUCCUCUUCAGGUAAACUUUAGGCAACAGGCCUAGAUCAGAGCAAAUUAAUGUGGUGGUCAUGCUUGGUCAAUUUGUACAUUGAGUAGCAAUAUCCUGAGCAAGGUAUAGAGACAAUUGAAAUCUCUGGAGCGAUACCCUUCCCUACCCCCAAUAGGAUAAGCUUCUGGUGGUUGAAGAGAAAAUGAAUGUUUUUGAGGAAGGGAGAAUCAAGUAGUAUUAGAUGUUGGUUCAGGAUUAUUUUUUUAUAUCUCUCAUGACGGGACUGUCGUAAUGGCACUGUACUCUCCUUUUGUGUCACGAGUCACAAUGAUCUUGUGGCUUGAGAAUUUCAUGGUGUUAUAAAACUGUAUUGUAUUGCAAUAGAGGAACUGAUGUUUUUACACAGAUAUUUUUCUCCCAAGUAGCCCAAGGUCUAGUACUGUGAUCCCUAUUCACAUUUGAGACUUAUUAUGCUGCACUUUCAGGAACAGUGCCAAGAGGGGCACUUGAAGUUUGAAUAUGACAUUUCCUGUGUCCUCUGUCCAGAACUAUCCGGGUAUGGCUGAAGAGAGACAGUGGACAGUACUGGCCCAGCAUCUACCACACAGUCUCCUGUAAGUACCACAACCGAUUAGAAGUAGCCCUCAGUUGAAACAUCCACUAGGUGCUAAAAAUAGCUGAAGCGUAUACUUUUGAAUCAAAACAUUGGCCAUACGCAAUUGUUUUUCAAUACAUAGUUUUAUUCUCUGUACUAGCGCCGUGCUCCUGUAUGUCGUACCAUCACGACAGCAGGCGCAUCUUCAUAGGGCAGGACAACGGAGCCAUUGUGGUGAGUGAGCUGAAUGAAGCCUUAAAGAUUACCUCAUGCUUAAACCCCAGUCUGCCUGUGUUUGACUGGACUCAUAACAUGCCAUUCUGGUUCACACUGACCCAGUUUCAAAUGUUUCCCUGCUUUGAAUGAGGAACAAGCUAGAAGUAUGAAGUUACAUGGAAUAAGAGUGGGACUGGUAAUUGAUCUUUACUAUUGUUUGGUGGUCCUAACAGGAAUUCCUUCUGUCUGAAGAUUUCAACAAGAUGAACCAUGUGAAGACCUAUCCUGGUGAGAUCUGAGUGGGGGUUUCCUGCCUUUACAAAGCCAAUGAGAACUAAGACGCCUUGGUGAUGUAGACAUGAUAUUAUCUCUAGUGUUCAGUAAUGCAGUCCUGUGUAUCAGGAACAGUAUACUGCAGUGAUAAUGGCUCUUUAGUGUGCAUUAGUGUGUCUACUGGGCUGUGUUCUGCAGUCCCGCCCAGUCCCAUGAGAAAUCAUCUGGUCCCUACCAAGCAUGCCUCUGGGCAAAUGUCCCUCUGUGGACUCGAACAGGAAAUCGAGGCUGAUGUCAUUGCUGCUUAGAACACAUGCAUGCAUACACUCACAGAACCAGACCCACAGUGUGAGAUGAGAAAGUAAUCAUUGUCCAAGCAAUCAUAACUUGAAGAUGAUCCACCACCACUUCAUAUUGGCUGAUUUACUUGUAUUAUUCUGUUAUUACAGUCCCCUUCCCCCAGGCUCAGAGAAUAUGAUCUAUAUGACUAACAGCCUAGCCAUGCAGCCUGGACCCUGCUCUCAUCACUGGUAAAUCCCUGCUUUGGGAAACUUGAGAGUUUUAAGCAUUAGAUGCUAAAAAACAGAUGUCACUGUGGAAGUUUCCAGCAGUUCUCUUCCAGCAGAGAAAAUGAGCCCAGAACAGAAAAGCUCCAUUAAGUAAUUUAUAGUCAUUCUACUCACUCAAACCUUUUGCAGAAAGAGAAAGUUGAGUGGAGAAUGAAUUUGUGUGUGCGUGUAUUUAACCCAUUGUGGUUGUCUGUGUGUGUGUCCAGCCCAUCAGAACCGUGUGUCAGACAUGGUGUUUUCUCUGGAGAGCGAGUGGGUGGUGAGCACCGGACACGACAAGAGUGUGAGCUGGAUGUGCACCCAGAGCGGCAGUAUGCUGGGACGCCACUACUUCGGCUCCUGGGCCUCCUGUCUACAGUAUCCUUCUCUGUUUGCAUGAGAGCUGGACAGGUGUCAGUUUAUUGUAAUGUUCAUAUUCCUAAGAAUUACUUAUUGUGUCAAAGGUAACUUCCUAUGUGCCCUUCCUGUGUAUCUUCCUUGACUCUGUGUGUAGGUAUGACAACGACACCCAGCAUGCCUUUGUAGGGGACUACUCAGGACAGAUCACCCUGCUGAAACUGGAGAGAGAGACCUACUCCACCAUCACCACACUGAAGGGCCAUGAAGGUAACACGCAUACCACAGGAGGUUGGUGGCACAUUAAUUGGUGAGAACGGGCUGGUGGGAAUGACUGGAGUGGAAUGGUAUCAAAUACAUCAAACGCAUGGUUUCCAGGCGUUUAAUUCCAUUCCAUUUACUCCGUUCCGGCCAUUAUUGUGAGCCGUUCGCCACUCAGCAGCCUCCUGUGACACACGUAUACUGUACAUCUGCCUAUGCAUGGAAGCGGACACUGCAAACUGUUCAGAUGCCAUCUCUAAAUGGCAAUCAUUUUAAAAGAGGAAAUGUUGCUAGCAGAUUGUAUGGUGCUAUGCUAUAUCGUCAUGCAAUGUGGUAGCAGUUGUGUGUGUAUGUGUGUGUGUGUGUGUGUGUGUGUGUAUAUAUAUAUAUAUAUAUAUAUACAUACAUACAUACAUACAUACAUACAUACAUACAUACAUACAUACAUACAUACAUACAUACAUACACUGGUCAAACGUUUUAGAACACCUACUCAUUCAAGGGUUUGUCUUUUAUUUUUUUUACUAUUUUCUAGGUUGUAGAAUAAUAGUGAAGACAUCAAAACUCUGAAAUAACACAUAUGGAAUCAUGUAGUAACCAAAAAAGUGUUAAACAAAUCAAAAUAUAUUUGAGAUUCUUCAAAUAGCCACCCUUUGCUUUGAUGACAGCUUUGCACACUCUUGGCAUUCUCUCAACCAGCUUCAUGAGGUAGUCACCUGGAAUGCAUUUCAAUUAACCUCUACGGGAUCGGUGUCCCGUAUAUGGGACGGUUGAGCUAACGUGCGCUAAUGUGAUUAGCAUGACUGUUGUAAGUAACAGCAAACUUUCCAGGACAUAGACAUGUCUUAUAUGGGCAGAAAGCUUAAAUCCUUGUUAAUUCUUGUUAUAUUCUCCUACAUUAAUUUCACAUUUCCACAAACUUCAAAGUGUUUCCUUUCAAAUGGUAUCAAGAAUAUGCAUAUCCUUGCUUCAGGUCCUGAACUACAGGCAGUUAGAUUUAGGGCUGUCAUUUUAGGUGAAAUUAGAAAAAAAGGGUGCAAUCCUUAAGAGGUUAACAGGUGUGCUUUCUUAAAAGUUAAUUUGUGGAAUUUCUUUCCUUCUUAAUGCGUUUGAGCCAAUCAGUUGUGUUGUGAAAAGGUAGGGGUGGUAUACAGAAGAUAGCCCUAUUUGGUAAAAGACCAAAUCCAUAUUAUGGCAAGAACAGCUCAAAUAAGCAAAGAGAAACGACAGUCCAUCAUUACUUUAAGACAUGAAGGUCAGUCAAUCCAGAAAAUGUCAAGAACUUUGAAAGUUUCUUCAAGUGUAGUCACAAAAACCAUCAAGCGCUAUGAUGAAACUGGCUCUCAUGAGGACCGCCACAGGAAUGGAAGACACAGAGUUACCUCUGCUGCAGAGGAUACGUUCAUUAGAAUAACUGCAUCUCAGAUUGCAGCCCAAAUAAAUGCUUCACAGAGUUCAAGUAACAGACACAUCUCAACAUCAAUGGUUCAGAGGAGACUGUGUGAAUCAGGCCUUCAUGGUCGAAUUGCUGCAAGGAAACCACUACUAAAGGACACCAAUAAGAAGAAGAGACUUGCUUGGGCCAAGAAACAUGAGCAAUGGACAUUAGACUGGUGGAAAUCUGUCCUUUGGUCUGAUUGCUUCCAACCGCCGUGUCUUUUUGAGACGCAGAGUAGGUGAACAGAUGAUCUCCGCUUGUGUGGUUCCCACGUGAAGCAUGGAAGAGGUGUGAUGGUGUGGGGGUGCUUUGCUGGUGACACUGUCUGUGAUUUAUUUAGAAUUCAAGGCACACUUAACCAGCAUGGCUACCACAGCAUUCUGCAGUGAUACGCCAUCCCAUCUCUUACUUAAAGUUUUCUCUUACUUGGACUAUAAUUAGUUUUUCAACAGGACAAUGACCCAAAACACACCUCCAGGCUGUGCAAGGGCUAUUUGACCAAGAAGGAGAGUGAUGGAGUGCUGCAUCAGAUGACCUGGCCUCCUCAACCCAAUUUGAGAUGGUUUGGGAUGAGUUGAACCGCAGAGUGAAGGAAAAGCAGCCAACAAGUGCUCAGCAUAUGUGGGAACUCCUUCAAGACUGUUGGAAAAGCAUUCCAGGUGAAACUGGUUGAGAGAAUGAUUUGAAGCGUCUAAAACAAUUAAUCAAUUUUGAUUUAACACUUUUUUGGUUACUACAUGAUUCCAUAUGUGUUAUUUCAUAGUCCCUUUUUCCACAUUUUGUUACGUUACAGCCUUAUUCAAUUUUUGUUAAAUUUAAAUGUCACUCAUCAUCUACACACAAUACCCCAUAAUGACAAAGCGAAAACAGGUUUUUAGAAAUGUUUUGCAAAUAUAUUAGACAUAAAAAAACAGAAACCUUAUUUACAUAAGUAUUCCGACCCUUUGCUAUGAGACUCGAAAUGGAGCUCAGGUGCAUCCUGUUUCCAUUGAUCAUCCUUGAGAUGUUUCUACAACUUGAUUGGAGUCCACCUGUGUUAAAUUCAAUUGAUUGGACAUGAUUUGGAAAGGCACACACCUGUCUAUAUAAGGUCCCGCAUUUGACAGUGCAUGUCAGAGCAAAAACCAAGCCAUGAGGUCGAAGGAAUUGUCCGUAGAGCUCCGAGACAGCAUUGUGUCAAGGCACAUCUGGGGAAGGGUACCAAACCAUUUCUGCAGUAUUGAAGGACCCCAAGAACACCGUGGCCUCCAUUCUUAAAUGGGAUAAGUUUGGAACCACCAAGACUCUUCCUAGAGCUGGCCGCCCGGCCAAACUGAGCAAUCGGGGGAGAAGGGCCUUGGUCAGGGAGCUGAACAACAACCCGAUGGUCACUCUGACAGCGCUCCAGAGUUCCUCUGUGGAGAUGGGAGAACCUUCCAGAAGGACAACCAUCUCUGUAGCAUUCCACCAAUCAGGCCUUGAUGGUUUAGUGGCCAGAUGGAAGCCACUCCUCAGUAAAAGGCAAAUGACAGCCCGCUUGGAGUUUGCCAAAAGGCACCUAAAGGACUGUCAGACCAUGAGAAACAAGAUUCUUUGUUCUGAUGAAACCAAGAUUGAACUCUUUGGCCUGAAUGCCAAGCGUCACGUCUGGAGGAAACCUGGCACCAUCCCUACGGUGAAGCAUGGUGGUGGCAGCAUCAUGCUGUGGGGAUGUUUUUCAGCGGCAGGGACUGGGAUACUAGUCGGGAUCGAGGGAAAGAUGAACGGAGCAAAGUACAGAGAGAUCCUUGAUGUAAACCUGCUCCAGAGCGCUCAGGACCUUAGACUGGGGCGAAGGUUCACCUUCCAACAGGACAACGACCCUAAGCACACAGCCAAGACAACGCAGGAGUGACUUUGGGACAAGUCUUUGAAUGUCCUUGAGUGGCCCAGCCAGAGCCCGGACUUGAACCCGAUCGAAAAUCUCUGGACAGAUCUGAAAAUAGCUGUGCAGCGACGCUCCCCAUCCAACCUGACAAAGCUUGAGAGGGUCUGCAGAGAAGAAUGGGAGAAACUCCCCAAAUACAGGUGUGCCAAGCUUGUAGCGUCAUACCCAAGAAGACUCAAGGCUGUAAUCGCUGCCAAAGGUGCUUCAACAAAGUACUGAGUAAAGGGUCUGAAUACUUAUGUAAAUGUUAUAUUUCUUGGUAUUUAAUUUUUUGAAAUAAAUACUAAAAAACAGUUUUUGCUUUGUCAUUAUGGGGUAUUGUGUGUAGAUUGUUGAGAAAUACAAUUUCAUCCAUUUUAGAAUAAGGCUGUAACAUAACAAAAUGUGGAAAAGUCAAGGGGUCUGAAUACUUUCCAAAUGCACUGUACUUGACGGGGUACCAGUUCUGUGUCAAUGUGCAGGGGUACGAGGUAAUUGAGGUAGAUAUGUACAUAUAGGUAGGGAUAAAGUGACUAGGAAACAGGAUAGAUAAUUAAGCAAUGAGGCAUGAGGGGCUGUGGUAUAUGGUCAAUAUACCAUGGCUAAGGGCUGUUCUUAUGCACGACAUAACACGGAGUGCCUGGAUACAGCCCUUAGCCGUGGUACAGUAUAUUGGCCAUAUACCGCAAACCCCUAAGGUACCUUAUUGCUAUUAUUAUUAUUAUUAUUAUUAUUAUUAUUAUUAUUAUCAUCAAUGUAAUUAGAACAGUAAAAAUACAUAUUUUGUCAUACCCUUGGUAUACAGUCUGAUAUAUACCACGGCUUUCAUCCAGGAGCCAAACUACUUGGUUUAUAAUAAACAUUAUACCAUGGCAUUGUUGAAUACUAAUUUCUGAUUGGCUUGAAGGGCAUUCUAGAGCGUGUAUUAUUUCCCUAUAACGCAUGGUAUGUCAGCACGGUAGAAUUCAAUGGCUGUAGUUCAUUCUUACAAGUUCUAUGUUUGAGCUGCUUUUGAAAGCAAAAGUCGAAUUGAAAACAUUAUUGGUAUUGUUGAAUUUGAUUUUCAUAAUAGCAAUAGGGCUGAUGGUUUGGUUAGCUAAACUUGCAAGCCUGUUUGUUUGAUCACCAAAGCAACUAGCUACUGAACUAUCUACUCUAGUAAACUUGCUGGUUACUUCAGUGGAUGUUGAACACAUUUCUACAUGCAAAUGAACACAUUUCUAGCGGAAAAUGUGGUAAAUUAUACACCUUCCACAUCGUUCAUUAUUUUCCAUAGAAUGCAUAGCCCCUCGUUGAUUAUCCCAUACGUAGCAGCAUCGUAAGUGAUGAGUCAAAGAGUGCAAAAAUGGUCAAUGCAGAUAGUAGCUAUUGGUUAACUAUUUAGAAAUCCUAUGCCUUGGGGGUAGAAGCUGUUAACGGUCCUAUUGGUUCCAGACUUGGUGCAUCGGUAUAGCUUGCCGUGCGGUAGCAGAGAGAACAGUCUAUGACUUGGGUGGCUGGAGUUUAGACAAUUUUUAGGGCCUUCAUCUGACACCGCCUGGUAUAUAGGUCCUGGAUGGCAGGGAGCUCUGCUCCAGUGAUUUACUGGGCUGUACGCACUACCCUCUGUAGCGCCUUGCGGUCGGAUGCCAAGCAGUUGCCAAACCAACCACCCGUCUGUUGUCAUAACUUCCUGUUCUCUCUCUUGCUUCCUCUCUCUCUCUCUCUUUCUCUCCCCCCCUUUCUCAGGUAGUAUUGGAGCUCUGUGGUGGGAUCCUGUUCAGAGGCUUUUGUUCUCAGGAGCGUCUGACCACAGUGUCAUCAUGUGGGACAUCGGGGGCCGCAAGGGACGCACACUACUGCUCCAGGGACACCAGUAAGAGGGAGUGUGUGUGUGUGUGUGUGUGUGUGUGUGUGUUAUCCAGUGCAUAUGCUUAUCGGAAGCAAGGCUCUGUAGGUCAGUACCAGCUGUCGCAGGGAGCUGUUCACUUCGUAGUGUUUUAUUUUUAUGCAUGUUUUACCAUCUGUGAGCUCCCCAGAUGGCGUAGCUAUCAGACCAAGUCAAUGGAGUUCCACUGAAGUUCUAUCAUUAUGUUACUACAUUAAACAAUUUAUGUCUGGAAUUCUUUGAAAGAUUACUCUAUUUUCUACAUUAUUCCUUCCUCCUUUUUUUCCUCACCCCUCUCUCUCUCUCUCUUCCUCCCCGUCUCCAGUGAACGAGUGCAGGCGGUGCGCUACCUGCAGCUGACCAGGCAGCUGGUGUCCUGUUCUGCAGAUGGAGGCGUCACAGUGUGGAACAUGGACACACCCAGAGAAGAGGUAGGCACAGUGCAUUCGGAAAGUAUUCAGACCCCUUGACAUUUUCCAAAUGUUGUUACUUUACAGCCUUAUCCUAAAAUGGUUUAAAAAUAUAUCCUCAUCAAUCUACACACAAUACCCCAUAGUGACAAAGGAAAUUGAUAAAAAUACAAAACUGAAAUAUUUACAUAAGUAUUCAGCACCUUUGGCAGCGACUACAGCCUCAAGUCUUCUUGGGUAUGACGCUACAAGCUGGGCACAUCUGUAUGGGGAGCGUCGCUGCACAGCUGUUUUCAAGUCUCUCCAGAGAUGUUUGAUCGGGUUCAAGUCUGUGCUCUGGCUGGGCCACUCAAGGACAUUCAGAGACUUGUCCCGAAGCCACUCCUGCGUUGUAUUUGCUGUGUGCUUAGGUUCGUUGUCCUGUUGGAAGGUGAACUUUCGCCCCAGUCUGAGGUCCUGAGCGCUCUGGAGCAGAUUUUCAUCAAGGAUCUCUCUGUACUUUGCUCUGUUCAUUUUUCCCUCGAUCCUGACUAGUCUCAGUCCCUGCCACUGAAAAACAUCCCCACAGCAUGAUGCUGCCACCACCAUGCUUCUCCGUAGAGAUGGUACCAGGUUUCCUCCAGACGUGACGCUUGGCAUUCAGGCCAAAGAGUUCCAUCUUGGUUUCAUCAGACCAGAUAAUCUUGUUUCUCAUGGUCUGAGAGUCCUUUAGGUGCCUUUUGGCAACUCCAAGCGGGCUAUCAUGUGCCUUUUACUGAGGAGUGGCUUCUGUACCAUAAAGGCCUGAUUGGUGGAGUGCUGCAGAGAUGGUUGUCCUUCUGGAAGGUUCUCCCAUCUCCACAGAGGAACUCUGGAGCUCUUUCAGAGUGACCUUCGGGUUCUUGGUCACUUCCCUGACCAAGGUCCUUCUCCCCCGAUUGCUCAGUUUGGCUGGGCGGCCAGCUCUAGGAAGAGUCUUGGUGGUUCCAGGCUUCUUCCAUUUAAGAAUGAUGGAGGCCACUGUGUUCUUGGGGACCUUCAAUGCGACACAAUCAUGUCCCGGAGCUCUACGGACAAUUCCUUCGACUUCAUGGCUUGGUUUUUGCUUUGACAUGCACUGUCAACUGUGGGACCUUUAUAUAGACAGGUGUGUGCCUUUCCAAAUCAUGUACAAUCAAUUGAAUUUACCACAGGUGGACUCCAAUCAAGUUGUAGAAACAUCUCAAGGAUGAUAAAUGGAAACAGGAUGCACCUGAGCUCCAUUUCGAGUGUCAUAGCAGGGGUCUGAAUACUUAUGUAAAUAAGGUAUUUGUUUUUUAUUUUUAAUAAAUUUGGCAACAUUUUUAAAACCUGUUUUCGCUUUGUCAUUAUGGGGUAUUGUGUGUAGAUGGAUGAGGGGGGAAAACAAUUUAAUCAAUUUUAGAAUAAGGCUGUAACGUAAUAAAAUGUGGAAAAAGUCAAGGGGUCUGAACUUUCCGAAUGCACGGUAUAUCAGGAGCCAGGAAUACAUCUCAAUGCCUCUCUGCACCCCCUCCUCUCCUUACAGCAGGGGUGGGUAAACCUUUUGCCCCCCCCCAAAAAAAAACAAGAACAAAAAACAUGCCGUAGUUUGCCCACCUCUGCCUUAGAGGCUGCUGUAUUCCCAAUCGCCUUGGUUAAGGACCGUCACCAGCUCUGUACUACCCUCUGGUGUUGAAAGUUGAACAUUGCUACAAAGUAUCAUCACUCCCUCUCUACUCUGUAUGUAACUCUCUCUCUCUUCCUGCUUGACUCUCUACAGGCUCCUCAGUGGUUGGACAGUGACUCAUGUCAGAAGUGUGAGCAGCCUUUCUUCUGGAACGUCAAACAGAUGUGGGAUUCAAAGACCAUUGGACUUCGGCAGGUGAGAGGGCAGGCAGCCUCUGGUAUAGUCCAGAGCCUUGUAUUGAGAAUAUAAUACAAGGCUCUGACAUAGCCAUUACUGUUGUAAGAAUUGCCUUGUAACUGUAUAAUAGUCAUGGUAGAAAUACAGGAACUAGGAGUGAUCAGUCCAUAUUCUUUGAUCCUUGGCUAAUGCUGAUGGGGAUUCAAAGACCAUUGGACUUCGGCAGGUGAGAGGGCAGGCAGCCUCUGGUAUAGUCCAGAGCCUUGUAUUGAGAAUAUAAUACAAGGCUCUGACAUAGCCAUUACUGUUGUAAGAAUUGCCCUUGUAACUGUAUAAUAGUCAUGGUAGAAAUACAGGAACUAGGAGUGAUCAGUCCAUAUUCUUUGAUCCUUGGCUAAUGCUGAUAUGUGAUUCUAAGACCAUUGGGCUUCGGCAGGUGAGAGGGCAGGCAGCCCCUGGUGUAGCCAUUACUGUAAUACAAAUAUCCUUGUGACUGAAUUGUAAUAGUAGUGGUAGAAAUAUAGAUACAGGCAUAUAGAAAUACAGGAACUAGGAGUGAUCAGUCUUUAUUCUUUGACCCUUGACUAACCCUCGUGUUUCCUGGUUCAGCACCACUGCAGGAAGUGUGGCAAAGCGGUGUGUGGGAAGUGUAGUUCCAAGAGCACUACAUACCCUGUGAUGGGCUUUGAGUUCCAGGUGCGAGUGUGUGACACCUGCUACGACACCGUUAAGGACGAGGAGUGAGUAUGAUACACUAGUAAUAGAGCAUAAUAGAGUAAUAAAAACAUCCCAAAACAAUCUAAGUAAGUCUCUCUGGAUAAGUGUCUGCUAAAUGACUUAAAUGGAAUGUCAAUGUAAUAAUACUGUAAUGGAGUAUAAUAAAAAUGUGACUCAGAUUUACUUUUGUCUUCUUCAUCCCACCCCCUCAUUCCUUGCUACUUGUUGUCCUCACGUACCACUUUGUCUCGUCUUCCAGUCGUACUGCGUUAGCAACGUUCCAUGAGGGGAAGCACAACAUAGCCUUUAUGGACAUGGACCCUUCCAGAGGCCUGAUGGUGACCUGUGGCAGCGACCGUGUCGUCAAGGUCAGACAUACUAUCAGCCCUGUUCAGAAAAUAACCACUAUAUUUUAUUACAGAUAAGGUCUUACAGAGUUUUUGUUGCAUCAAGAAAUUACUUUAUUCAAGUUUCAACAAAGCCGAUACCAGUCUGCAGAGUGCCCCCCCCCCUUACGGUCUCCCUCCAUUUUAUAUAGUCCUCUUCAGUUUUCCCGCUCUUUUAUUGCUCUGCCCACUUCCUUUGUCUCUGAGAGCGGCUAAACUCAACAUUCAUUAAGUUCAGAGUACUACACUCAAUCAAUCCUUAUCUUGCAAAAACACUCAUGUUUAGUUUAAACUCUGUUCAACCCUGGCUCUUUUCACUGUGUUUGAAGACAAAAACAAACGUCCCAAGCCAGUUUCAGUCUUUGAUAUGAUAAGACAACCAUGGAUCUAAGUAAGAGCAAGCACUCUGACCCUAGGGCAGAUUCCCUCUCUACUCACCCACACAGUGAAAUUAAAUGACCCAAUACAAUUCCUGGCCCAGUAACAAAGAAUUCUAACUUUAUGCUCUUGAUUAACCCAGUUCUACCUCAUAGUCCAUUAAACUCUACAGUUCAUUAAUAAUAAUUCACCACAGUGGUCAGAUAGACAGUCCCUGAUCAAUGGGGAUUAGACCCAAUACUAUUAAAUGUUUUUAAUAUGCUUGGAAAGCGGAAAACGUUCUAGAACGUCAAAAAGUAAACAUUACUGGAGACAUCUUGCCGUUUUGGAGACAGCAUUGCCUUUGCUAGCAAAUCUUGGCUAAUUAACAGUAAGUAAGUGAAUUGUUUCGCCCCAAAGUUAGCCAAGAUUAUUAGCUAGUCAGCUAAAAUUGUUUACAGUUAGUUAGCAAUCGCUUCUACACUAUGUUGCUAGCUACAGUAGCACUGCCAUGUCAAUAACCUGUCUCCAAAAAUGAUGAGGUGUUGGUUGUUUACAUUUUACCAUUGUGACGUGCAUUAAUGUAUAUCCACUUUCUAUGCGUAUGACUCAUCUUUGCAUAUUCAUCUGUCUGUUUUUCAUCUGACUUUACUGACUCUCUGAUUGGCUCUUUCUUUCCACAGAUAUGGGACAUGACGCAAGUGGUUGGCUGUAGCAUAGCAACAGGCUUCUCCCCACGUUGAUUAACCCCCGCCCCCUCGGCCCCCAAACUCUGUCCUCUACUCUACUGACAGGUGUCUCUGUCCUUGGGACUGCUGUUGCCAUGGCAACUCCUCUGUCUUCUCAUCCUUCUGGCUCCUCUUCUGUCUGGCUGCUUCUGUUCUCUCAUCUCCCACUGGACGUUUGGAUGAAGAUACGUAUGUGUGUGUGUGUUGUGUAAAUGGGUGGGUACUAGUGUUGGUAACCCUUCGCUUGAUUUGGUGUCAGUUUUGUACGUGAGAAGUUGAGUCUCAAAUGUGUCUCAGGUCUAACUUCCAGUGUGUACCCGUUCAGCGGAGCUCCAAGCACAAUGUUAUGUUCUAAUAUGUGUGUGUGUGAAUGGAAGGAGCAGUGUUGGUGUUUGUGUUUACGUAUGUUAGACUUCUGUCUGGUUUCUUUGACAUAGUGGGUCAGCUCUAAUUCCUCUUGCACUGUAACAUUGGACUGCUAGACCCCGAUAAUCCACUAAGCCCUGCCCAACAGACACACAUAGGGCUCUCCUAUUGGCUGCUUACUUCAACUUUCUACAUUUUUAAAUAUCGCAAAUGCUAACCACGACAACACAGCUUUUAUAUAUCAAUAUGCAUAGUGUGUACAGUAUGAGAUGUAGUGUGCUUAUCGCUGUAUAUCCCUCACUGAUCAUGAGGUCAGUUUCUCUCUUUCCUCGCUAGUCGUUAUUUCUCUCUUUCUCAUUCUCUCUCUUCACUAGUUGGCCUUAAACUCACUCGUUUGUCUCAGGAGGAGGAGAUGGAAGAGUCAUUAGAGGGCAUGGCUGUGUGUGCCGUCACCAUGGCAACCCUGGCCGAGCCGUAG
Coregonus sp. 'balchen' is the source of this 14733-nucleotide messenger RNA. The record is from the annotation of a GenBank genome assembly. NCBI's taxonomy places the organism in Eukaryota, Metazoa, Chordata, Actinopteri, Salmoniformes, Salmonidae.